AUGUUAGUUUCGUCGCCCUCGCCCUCCGCUCUUCGCCCUUCUCCCUCCUCUCCUUCCACCGCCGCCCCCCAACCUCCUCUCUCUCCAUGCUCGACACAGUUUUCGCGCCGCUUGUCGUCGACGUCGGCCGCCUUUGCCUAUCAGAAUCAGCAUUAUGACUCUGCCGCCGAUCGCUCUGCUGUGCCCAGUAGUCCUUACACCCCCCGCUCCUCCCGUGUCGCCAUUGAAGAGCUCCGCUCUGCUCUGAAGAAGCACUCGGUUUCCACCUCCCCCACCUGGCCCUCAGGGGAUCUUGCUCGCGGCCGUAUGUCCGCUGGGCAGACUUUCCUUGAGGGCGGAAUUAGCGCCCCCGUGUCUGCCGCAGCUGCUUCCAUUGCUGCCCCCGGUCCUAACGCCGCCCUCGCCGAAUUAUCCGACCGUCCUACCAACAACGGUCUCACCCCUCCUUCUGCUGCUCCCCCUGUGCCUCCUGCGCCCGUCGCUGCUCCUGUCACUGCUUCUGCUUCUGUUCAGAGCUCUCUGGCACCCCCAAUGCCGGCGCCCAGUACUACUUCAGGAUCAAACAAGCGUAACAGCCCGAACGAUCCUGCGGCGGCAGAAGGGCCAGGAAGGCCAGAUCCUGAAGGCUCGCAAUCGAAAAGACUCCGAGCUGACAAGCCGGCGACUAAAUAUCUCCCCCUCCGUUAUGAGUUUGCGGAUCCCAAGGACUUGGUUGUCCUUAUAUCGAGCAUGCUGAUGGAGCUUAUUCGCUUCAACGACAAGAUCCCUCUCCAUCAGGGUCGGCUAACGCGCUUCCAUUCGCGUUCCCCGCCUCGCAUUUCUGUACUGGACUAUCUGCAACGAUUAACGACUCACGCCACCCUGUCCCCACCGAUUCUCUUGAGCAUGGUAUAUUAUAUCGACCGCCUCUGUGCGCUGUACCCCGCCUUUACCGUUUCCAGUCUCACCAUUCAUCGAUUCCUGAUUACCAGCGCCACUGUCGCCUCAAAAGGGCUUAGUGACAGCUUCUGGACCAACAAGACCUACGCCCGGGUAGGUGGAAUCAGCAUGACGGAGCUGGCCCUCCUUGAACUAGAGUUUCUUUUCCGCGUUGAGUGGCGCAUCGUUCCUCAGCCAGAAGUUCUCAACGAUUACUACCAAAGUUUGGCCGAACGGUGUGAUGGGUACGAGAUUCAAACCAGCUAG
This is a messenger RNA of Aspergillus calidoustus, 1185 nucleotides long. The record is from the annotation of a GenBank genome assembly. Lineage: Eukaryota; Fungi; Ascomycota; Eurotiomycetes; Eurotiales; Aspergillaceae.